This is a messenger RNA of Leptopilina boulardi, 1095 nucleotides long. RefSeq names its product zinc finger protein 830. The transcript is spliced from 3 exons. Gene Ontology annotation, biological process: mitotic DNA damage checkpoint signaling; nuclear DNA replication; mitotic DNA replication checkpoint signaling. The record is from RefSeq and is a predicted model, not a curated record. Gene Ontology annotation, cellular component: nucleus; spliceosomal complex. NCBI's taxonomy places the organism in Eukaryota, Metazoa, Arthropoda, Insecta, Hymenoptera, Figitidae. The coding region runs from base 129 to 1031 and encodes 300 amino acids. Gene Ontology annotation, molecular function: zinc ion binding; nucleic acid binding.
UAUACAAAACAACAUAACCUAAAAAUUUUGUAAAUUGACAAAUUUGACAUUUGAAUAUAAUUUGAAUUAAAAAGUGUUAAAAAUCAUAUUUACUUAAAUUUGUGUAAAUAAAAUAAUAAAAUUUCACAAUGUGUGCAAAGAAAGCAUUAACGCAACAAGAAUUGCGUAAAAUAAUGAACAAUACAAAACAAAAAUUAGGUGUACAGAAGAAAAUAGAAUCGCCAUUGGCAAAGUAUAAUUCAUUAGGACAAUUAACUUGUAUUAUUUGCAAGAUUACCAUCAGCAAUGAAGCAGCUUGGCCAAUUCAUAUAAAUUCGAAAAAACAUAAAGAAAAUAUUGAAAAUGCAAAACAACAACUUGAAAAAGCAAAAUCUUCUGUUUCGGGACAAAAAAGAUCGUCUUCUACAUUUCAGGAGCCACAACCAGUUAAAAAAGUUAAGGGUAUUCUUAAAAAUUCAAAUUCACGAACUACAACAAUUUCACAAACAAAAUCUCAAUUACCUGCUGAUUUUUUCGAUAAUAAAUCAUCAACGAUAAAAAGUGGUUCAUUAACAAAUGGUAAAACUAAUUCUGUAAAAAUUUCAUCAAAUAUUGAAUCAUCAGAAAGUAUGAUAGUCGAUGAAGAAUGUGAUGAUAAUGAUGAUAAACAAUUGAAAGCUAAGGAUAAUGCAUCGGCACUUCCUGAAGGAUUUUUCGACGAUCCAGUUUUAGAUGCUCGAGUAAGAAAUGUAGAGUACAAGGAUCCAAUAGAAGAGGAAUGGGAAAAAUUUAAAAAGGAAAUUAAAGAGGAAGAGGCACAGGCAAAUCAAAUAAUAGCAGAUGAUCAGGAAGAGGCGACGGCAAAAAGACAAGAGGACGUAAUAGAAGAACAAUUACAACGAUUAUCAAAAGUAAUGGAUCUUGUUAGGCUUAAAGAAAAAAUGCAGUCUAUCGAUAGAAAGCAAGAAAAUUUAGAAAAAGAAUCAUCAUCAAGCGAUGACGAUGAUGUUGAUGAGUUCCUUGAUUGGCGAGCAAAGAAAUCAUAUAAAUAAUAUUUAUUUAUAUAUUUAAAUGUACAAUAUAUUAAAUUAAAUAAAUUUUUCAUUGUUCUUUAAA